Ochlerotatus camptorhynchus is the source of this 1768-nucleotide messenger RNA. RefSeq lists its product as uncharacterized. The transcript has 3 exons. Bases 11 to 1054 code for a protein of 347 amino acids. The record is from RefSeq and is a predicted model, not a curated record. NCBI's taxonomy places the organism in Eukaryota, Metazoa, Arthropoda, Insecta, Diptera, Culicidae.
GUUUACUGAAAUGAAGCACAAGCACACACGACGUCGGUUGAAUCCGACCAUCCGUUGGACUGAGGCCCAGACCAAGCAAUUACUAAACAGCGUCUUAGAAGAAGUAGGCAUUCAUCCCGGAAGAUUCGAGAAACCAACGGCACAGAUUUUUUACGCUAGCGUUUGUGAAAAAGCCCCCGAUGUCAGACCGAUAAAGUGGCAGAUAAUAAAAAACAAAAUGCGUAAUUUGAAAACAUCCUUUCUUACUACAGCUACCUGGAAAGCCGAAACGGGUGCUAAACUUCUAGCUGAGGGCAACGAAUUUCUAUAUCGUGAUCAUAUGGAAAGAUGUUGUCCAUAUUUUGAUGCCCUAGAAAGUCUGUUUGGGCACCUACUGACUACAAGAACUACGAGUGAAAUAACAACAAUGUCAAGUGAUCUGGACGAGUAUGCUGACGAGCUGAUAACAUCGGAUAUACUAUCUACGGAGCUUGAAUCAAUACCUAGCUGCAAUGUACAGGAAGAGCUGCCUCCAGAUGACAUUAAAAUCAAGGUAGAAGUAACAGAGCCUGAAAUUCAACCGGACAACGACAAACUGGAUAGUACAUAUCAUCCAGGGCAGAUAGAACCAGUUGAUGAUCACGUGGUGUAUCAUACCCGUCUAGGAUACACUCCGGAACCAUCAACGGCUAGUAAUAGUGAAACGGAUUAUAGAGCUAAAUCAGUUUAUGGUGAUAGGCAACAAUGGAAAAGGCCAGCUCCAGAGACAUCCUCUGUAUUUCAACUGGUGGUGAUGCAGGAGAAAAAGUUGAAGUUUGAAGUGAUGAAGUUGCAGCAACAGUUAGAUCUAGAAAGGCAAAAAUUAGACCUGGAGCGGGAAAAGUUGUGCUUGUCGAGAGAGCAGAAAAAUGUGGAUAUUGAAAUAAAGAGACUGCAGUUGGAGCAAGAAAUGGAAAUCAAAAAGCUUGAAAUGGAACGUGAUGAAAGACUUGCGCUUACUAAAAUGAAACUGGAAGUAGAAAGUCAGGAGCGUAUCAAAAAGUACGAGUUGGAGUUGAAGACCAAAUCAGAUUAAAUUGGAAUCGAAUUGGUAUUGGAAAGUUUAAUCAAAAGUUGUGUUUUGCGCUUUGUUUGGCGAAUUUCAGCAUAACAAUAAGUCAAUGCGUGAGGAUACAAAUGAGCUAAAAUAUUAUCAGGUGAACAAUAAAACCGACACAUGAAGGCCACCGGAUAAAAGCAUAGAAUAACUCUAUCUACGAUGUUCGAUCUACGAUGCAGGAAAGAUGUUGUUUUGCUGCGCGGACGCUGAGUACAUAGAAAGAAGAUUGAUGACGAUUCUGAAGAUUUACUGCAAAAAUAUGAUGCGAUGCAAGUAGAUGCGAGAAAUGAAAGAAGAUUUUUCGUAGAUUGAGAUGUUUAGAGCAUCUAGAAUUGAGUUUUAGAUGUGACGCCCCCUCGAGAAAAACCAGCAAAUGAGCGAGCCUAAUAAAAAAUAUCAUACGCGAACGAUAACUCAAAUGACAGAACUAUUCCACAAAUUGUAUGGAUGAUUCUCUGAACACGUCAUUAAGCGUACUAACGAUACAAGUUUUAUUAGGGGAGUCUUUAUCAUGUAAUUCCACUUAUGACUAUUUCACUGCCAACCUAAUUCAUAACUUCCAAGCAUAUCUAGUAUGAUUAUGUAAGAGCGCCACGAAAAUAGCUUAUAAUUAUUUUCAGAACAAUGGUUGGAGAAAUAUCCACCCAUGUGUGGCAUCUGCAUAAUAGACGCCAUCGAAUUCUGUCCAUU